Messenger RNA from Strongylocentrotus purpuratus (purple sea urchin), 2709 nucleotides. Its product is annotated as transforming growth factor beta-2 proprotein. NCBI's taxonomy places the organism in Eukaryota, Metazoa, Echinodermata, Echinoidea, Camarodonta, Strongylocentrotidae. Gene Ontology annotation, cellular component: extracellular region. Gene Ontology annotation, molecular function: type III transforming growth factor beta receptor binding; type II transforming growth factor beta receptor binding; cytokine activity. The record is from RefSeq and is a predicted model, not a curated record. Bases 735 to 2033 code for a protein of 432 amino acids. The transcript is spliced from 4 exons. Gene Ontology annotation, biological process: BMP signaling pathway; regulation of cell population proliferation; transforming growth factor beta receptor signaling pathway.
GCCGCCGAUACUCUACAAUACACGUAGGUGUAUUUUUGUGCCGUGUUCCGUAGCAGACGACGAUCGCUGAUCGCGACCAGACGAAGCUGUCUCGCUUGAGGAACCCAAAACGGAUUGAGGCUAACACCAGCUCCUCCCCUUUACCGGUAUAAAAGACCUCCGCUCUGGCUCUACCAGGCAUCAGUACAUUCGACAUCCAAGAAGUGCUGAGAUACACCAGUGGUGCAGGCAGAGAGAGGUAUCUAACCAAGGAAUUGGACGUAUCCAUCAUAGCAACGGAUAUCUUUUGCCUAAUUAGUACUUAAUGAAGAGGAGUUUGUCUUCUAUGGAUAAAUUUCGAACGUUAAUAUCUGUCUUCUAAUUAUUGAAUGGUUCGCGGAGUAGUAAAUUAUUUUCUUUCUGAUCGCUGAGAAUGCUCCUAAUCUUCAUGACUUCAGUAGCGCGGUUGAGUUAAUAUGGUUGAGAGUCAUGACAAAACUUUCUGCUAAGUUUGGUUGCCCCUUCUUUCAUUUUGUCUUUCCUACCGGAUAGGAUACCACUUAUUCUUCAGAAGUCAUUCCAAGCACAACGAAUAAAGUUUAGAAGCAUCAUCUUGUCUUGUGUCUUCCAGCGAGACUUGGCAAUUUAGUUUAUAGUCAUAAAUAAUAUUAUCACGACUUGUGUAAAAUAUAUUCAGCUUUCAAGUUAUUCAUUAAUCAAGAUAAACUUUGGUGACCGUCAAAGACAACAAGACCAUGUUUUCAUCAAGCAGUACAUCCUCCUCCAUACGCUGCUGUCUGGCGGCGUCGUGGCUGGGCCUCGCAGUACUUUCCCUCACCUUUGACGGCCUCGGUGCCGGUGGACAGUGCAAGUUCGAUCUGCAGGAGUACCAGGACCGGCGGAUUGCCGCCAUCAAGGGACAGAUCCUCAGUAAACUGGGCCUCACCGCCCUGCCCACCGAUGAUGGACCAGAGGAUGUGCCUAAGGACAUACUGGAUUUAUUUAAUCAAACAGUGACACUGCUCGAGGAGAAAUACGAAAACGAGAGGGAACAGUGUAAGGGGUUGUCAGGCGGUAGUGAUGACUAUUUCGCGCAAUUGCCCAUCUUAUAUGGUAUAGUGGAAACUGAUAUUGAAAAAGAUAUUGGCAAUUACGCGACGGUUAAACGACUAUCAAAAUUUUUCCGGUUCGACCUCACGAGUUUCGAAGAGGACAGCCAGGGUGACGAAGUGACAGAGGCCGAGUUCAGACUCUACCAAGUUCCCAAUGAAAUGAAGGAUACAGAACAACAAAUCGACCUCUUUCAACUCAUAACAUCCUACAACAGUACAGAGGAACCGACCAGGCGAUUCUUAACGAGCUGGACGGUAUCGACGACUAGGGAAGGAUGGCUCGCGCAUGACGUCACCGAUGUCGUGAGGGAAUGGGUAGCUGAUCCAGAAACGAACCUUGGGUUUGAGUUGAACCUGAACUGUGGUGACUAUCUGCUUGGACCCACUACCACUACACCAGCUUCCAUCCCAAAGGACCAGCAUAAACUACACGUCUUGUUUGCAGACCCCAGAGGUACCUUUCCGAGUAUGGAUAAUGGACGUGGCGACGGCAACCCUAGAGGUGAAGGAUUCCCCAGUAUCAACCAUCCUAGAUUGGUCGUCAUGACCCCUGCCAACCAUUCACGAGGAAGCGAAAGCAACAGCGUCCGAAAGCGACGAAGCACCUCGUACAGCGGCUCCCAGUGCGACCAGAACUCACCCAACUGCUGCCUUCGCCCGCUCGUCAUCAACUUCAGGCGCGAUCUCAAAUGGAACUGGAUCCGACAACCCCGCAACUAUUCGCCAAACUUCUGCGCGGGAUCUUGCCCCUAUAUCCUGAGUGCCGACACGUCCCAUGCUUCAGUUCUAUCGCUUUAUAAACAUCUCAAUCCGGACGCGAGCCCCUCGCCAUGCUGUUCUCCUCAAACAUUCAAACCUUUAACCAUCCUUUUCUACAACAGAGGGCGUCCCGAGAUCAGGCAACUUAAUAACAUGAUUAUAGAAACUUGUAGAUGUAGCUAGUCCCAGAUAUUAGAACAACCAAACUACUAUGACGUAGAAGGACAUGAAGUUGUUGUUGGAUCGUGCAGGAUGGUCCAGUGUAAAUUAAAACUCUAUUUAAAACAAGAAAACUUUUGUGAGGUACUACUAGAUGCUUUGGCCUGACUGUGAACUAUGUUGUGCUUUCUACAGGCUAAACUGCGCAUCAUAUUGGACACCAACCCAGAUGUGCUGAAUGUGAUGUCAUAUGCAAAUGACUUCAUUGUAUCUAAUUUUCUCUUUUUCUAUAUAUUAAAAAACUGUACUAUUUAUCUUUAUUCUAUUUGCCAAAUCAUAUGAAGUAAUGUUUUGUGGCACUUCAUGAACUGAUAAUAUGUUAUGAGCAAAAGACUAUAGUGUACUAAUGCAUUUAAGAUUGUAUGUUUUCUCCUUGAACAAUAGUGCUCUUGAUUGUCAUGAAAAAUGUACUGUUGCUACGUCGGGCCCUCCGAAAAGGUUCCUGGUCAUUAUUUUAUAGACAUGUAGCAAACUUUCUUUAGAAAUGAUGCUCUCCAUCUGAACCUGUUCGUGAAUAGAUUUUGUGAGUAGCGAGUAUGUCCAGUCGUGUGCAGACGGCGAAGCAGUGCCGGUUGUGGAAGGUCGUUUCUUAUACAUUUUAUAGGAUUAUUUGAGCAGUAUAUUACAGUGGCAUAUCCAG